Vicia faba (fava bean) is the source of this 1055-nucleotide messenger RNA. The record is from the annotation of a GenBank genome assembly. NCBI's taxonomy places the organism in Eukaryota, Viridiplantae, Streptophyta, Magnoliopsida, Fabales, Fabaceae.
AUGUGUACCAUAUUGAUGGUGGAGGCGGUGGUGGCAUUGGACGGUGUUCCACUUGGAACGGAUUCUCGAUGGAUUGUGAAUAAAAAUGGGCAGAGAGUUAAGCUUGCAUGUGUGAAUUGGGUGUCUCAUUUAGAUGCUGUUGUGGCUGAAGGGCUCAGUAAAAAGCCUGUUGAUGAAAUAUCGAAAGGAAUAAAGAGCAUGGGCUUUAACUGUGUUAGGCUGACUUGGCCCACUCUUCUUGCCACUGAUGACACUCUUUCUAAUUUUAAGGUUAGGCAAUCAUUGGAGAAUCAUGGCCUCAAGGAUUCUAUUGCUGGUUUUCAAUCCAAUAACCCUUCCAUCCUUGAUCUUUCACUCAUCCAAGCUUUUCAGGCCGUAGUGAAGAGUCUUAAGAACAAUGAUGUGAUGGUGAUUUUGGACAACCACUUAACAAAUCCAGGAUGGUGUUGUGGUAAUACCGAUGGGAAUGGGUUUUUUGGUGAUCAAUAUUUUGACCCGAAUGAAUGGGUCACGGGUCUAACCAAAAUGGCCACUCUUUUCAAAGGAGUCCCUAAUGUUGUAGGCAUGAGCUUGAGGAAUGAACUCAGAGGCCCAAAACAAAAUGAAAAUGAUUGGUACAGGUAUAUGGUGCAAGGAGCAGAAGCAGUUCAUGCAGCGAAUCCAGAUGUUCUUGUAAUUCUAUCUGGAUUAAACUUUGAUAAAGACUUAUCCUUCAUUGCCAAAAGACCAGUGAACCUAUCAUUCCAAGGGAAACUAGUAUUUGAAGCACACAGGUAUGCAUUCACUGAUGGUCAAGAUUGGAUAAAUGAAAACCCAAAUCAAGGUACUAAUGUCAAUGACAACCGUUAUCUUAGUUGCUUUAUAGCAUAUGCAGCUGAACUUGAUUUGGAUUGGGCCUUGUGGACAUUGCAAGGGAGUUACUACAUUAGAGAAGGGGAUGUUGAACAUGAAGAGUUUUAUGGUCUUCUCAAUUUGAAUUGGACACAAGUUAGAAAUACUGGUUUCUUGCAGAGGAUUACUUCCUUUCAACUUCCAUUUCAAGGUCCAGGCAUAAU